CCACCAUGGUCGAGACUCAGAAAACGCUUAGCACAGGGACUUUGAAUCUACGUUUCAUGCAAAAUGCUCGGAGAGCACAACAAUUAUCCGGUGUCGAUGUCGAGCUCGAGAAAGCGCACGUUAAAGAUGAGGCCGAAUGGGAAGUAGCGCCUGAUAUUCGUAAAGCUUGGGGAUUGGUGGAUGGGUCCAACUCAGAUUCAAAUGACGAUCUAUAUGAGAGGUCUUAUAUGCCUUUCCUCUUUCCUUCUGCGCCUGGUCCUGGGGAAGACAACGGCACUUCAUCGUCAUCGACGUCUUUUGGCGGUAUGAAACCGCAAGGCCGUCGUAAAUUCAAUAAACAUGGAGAAGAGUCAUUCAAACCUCCAGAAGUGCGGCCCGCAGCUACAACAGUAGCAGACGUCCAACCUGACGAAAAGCGGAAAACCAAGAUCAAAUCGAUAUCCAGCUCAACUCACAGUAACACUUCCGCCAAGCCAUUAAAGAAGCUGAAGGAACCGGCGAGUCGGGUGAUAUACGACAACAGCAGUGUUGGCGUCGACCUUCGGUCCUCCUUAUCUUCAAACCGCACAUCAGUAGCGAAGUCUACUGUUAGCAGUGACAGUAAAGCGUUCAUGAAGCCCGCUGGCGUAGAUGAUCCUUCUAUCACCCCUGCGAGUAAGGAUGCACCCUCAGCUUCAGCUUCUGCCUCUUUCGCACGAAAGGGGAAGAGAAGACGGGAACAGGAUAACGCAGAAGUCGAAACUGCAGGAUUGAAGAAGAAAACAUUAUCAUUUGUCGAGUGAUCGGACCGUUGGAAGCACGUGUAUGUCAUGAUCGACCCCUUGGCACUCGCGCAUGCUUUCUAUUGCUGUCACUCCUGGACGCAAUUACUCCGCAUGAACUCCCAGUCUAUGUGGCUAUCUACACGCACACGCAUAGGUGAUCAUUAUCAUAUGUUUGCUCGGAAUAUCGAUAUCCAUCAGCACCAUAUUUGCUCGAUGUUCCACGCUUUCAAUACUAGAAUUCGGAAUCUGGUCAUAUUGUCAUGCCUACUUAUAAAAAAAAAUCUUAUCGCAUGCGAAUUGCAUUGCUGGAGUGAUGCCCUACU
Molecule: messenger RNA, 1087 nt
Organism: Suillus plorans
Lineage: Eukaryota; Fungi; Basidiomycota; Agaricomycetes; Boletales; Suillaceae
Exons: 3
Coding region: 6-782 (258 amino acids)
Source: RefSeq, a predicted model, not a curated record